Molecule: messenger RNA, 5329 nt
Organism: Benincasa hispida (wax gourd)
Lineage: Eukaryota; Viridiplantae; Streptophyta; Magnoliopsida; Cucurbitales; Cucurbitaceae
Source: RefSeq, a predicted model, not a curated record
ACCAGAAUCCCCCUUCAUAAAAGUAGAAAAAAGGUUUUCAAUAGGGCGCCUUCAGCUUCCAAUUCCAUAGCAGCUGGGCAGCUCCACGAACACGUCAUUCUAAGAAACUCGACUCUCAUUCAACUUCGCCUGUGCCACCAAAUUCUCUGCCCGGAGGUUUAAAAACCUCUAAUUUCUCCAGUCUCGAUUCACGGCGCCAUAUCUUUCCCCAUUUAUACUUUCAUCGACCGGAUGGAACUGUCUAGUGUUUCAUAUACAAGAGUUCACCUGUUCAAGAGGAAAGCAAAGAAGCUUAACUAUGCUGUGGAAUUUUUCUUUGCUGAAAGGAACAAGAAAAUACUGAUUGGACUAGCAAAUGAUUGGAGGGAAGCAUUUGAGUUACUCAAUUUUAUUUUCUCUAUGGUUCCCUUUAUAAAAUGAGUCUAGAAAUUAUAUUCCUGUGCAAUUUAUUCUAAUUUGGGUGAAUUUCUUUAAAGCUUACUUUGGGAAUAUGUUUGGUUGGUAUUUUAGAUUUGCUUCCAGGUGUGUGGAUGGUGGGCUGUAAGAUACUGCUUUUUGCUAACCAACAAAGAUAUGAGAAUCUUCAAAAUAUAUUUUUUUUUGGCACAUAAAGAUAUGGUGGAGAUUUUUUAUAGGUUUUUCUCGGUGUCCUUGGUUCACAAGAGAGUUGUCAUGCUAUGUUGGAAGAAGUUACUUGUUAACCUACUUUUUGUUAAAAAGAUUAUUUGGGAGGAUUUUUCAGUUCUUUUUGGGACUUUGCAUCUUUAUCCAAUAAUGGCCAAUAAUCCUCAAUAUUCAGGUUUGCAGCCCCUUCGGCCUCCUGUUGUUAGUCCUAUGGAUCAAGCUAGAUCAUUUGUUCCACCCAUGACUGCUCAGCAGUUUCGACCUGCAGUCCCUGCACCUCACUCGCAGCAGUUUGUUCCCUUGCCUUCUCCGCAUUUUCAGCCUCUUGGCCAAGGUGUCCCCUUGAUGAAUGUUGGAAUGCCCCCUCCUCCUCAAGCUCAACAAUCCCAGUUUUCUCAGCCAGUGGCUCACUUACCUCCAAGACCUUGCGAGCCAGUUCACGGGACAUUACCACCACAAACAAUUCAACUGCCAGUAGCUCAACCAAAUAGGCCAUUUACGCCCGAAUUACAACAAGCACAGCCUCUCACUCAAUCUGCUGCUAUUGGCAUGCCUGGUCCAGGUGGCUCUGGAACAUCUCUAUCUGCAUCAUACAGUUAUGGACCACCUCAAAAUUACAAUACCACUAUUGUUCAUCCUGUACCCCAAUCACAUGCACCAGUUGUGUCUUCUGGAGGCCAGCUGGGCAGUUUGGUUGCAGUCACACCUCUGAAUCACUCAAGAGAGCAGCCUUAUGCUACCUCCUCUGUAACUUCAGCAGCCAAUGUUUUGCCGAUGCCCUCUGGUGCAGCCUCAUCAGGGUGGAGAGAACAUACAUCUGCUGGUGGUAGAAGAUAUUAUUACAACAAGACGACCAAAAUAUCUAGCUGGGAGAAGCCUUUUGAAUUGAUGACCUCAAUAGAGAGGGCAGAUGCAUCAACCAACUGGAAAGAGUUCACAAGUCCUGAAGGAAGGAAAUAUUAUUAUAACAAGAUCACCAAGGAAUCUAAAUGGAUCAUUCCUGAGGAACUGAAGUUGGCUCGGGAGAGAGUAGAGAAGUCAUCUACUCUAGGAACAGAGAAGGAACCUGUUCCUCUUGAACUCCCUUCUGUUUCUACCCUGGAAGCACCAUCUACUACUGCCGAUACAGCAGCUACUGCCAAAGGACUAGCAUCUAGCACAGUGUCAGUGACAGCUGCUGAUUUACAAACUGAUAAGGAUGCCUCUCCUGGUGCUGUUUCAAGUGUAGAAACAAAUGGUGGAGUUCAGUCACCCGUCAAUAUAGUUCCUUCUUCUUGUGCUAUCUCAGAAAAUGACAAUACUGCUGGUGUUGUGGAGGAUACUACUGUAGAACCCAGGUUUGAUUUGAACCAGCCCUAUGCUCAGGAUACUGAGAAUUUGACAGAUGGUGUUUCUGCCCAAGAACUUGAGGAAACUAAGAAAGAUAUAGCAGAGGAGAAAGUCGAAUUUACAUUGGAAGAGAGAGCUAUUGAUCAGGAAACUUCAGCUUAUCCAAAUAAGCAGGAAGCUAAAAAUGCAUUUAAAGCUCUUCUCGAGUCUGCCAAUGUUGGUUCUGACUGGACUUGGGAUCGGGCCAUGAGAAUUAUAAUUAAUGACAAGAGGUAUGGUGCUCUGAAAACACUUGGAGAACGGAAGCAGGCUUUCAAUGAGUUCCUUGGUCAAAGAAAAAAACAGGAAGUGGACGAAAGACGAAUUAAACAGAAAAAAGCGCGGGAAGAAUUCAGGAAGAUGCUGGAAGAGUCAACAGAGCUGACUUCAUCAAUGAGAUGGGGCAAAGUCGAGUCGAUAUUUGAAAAUGACGAACGAUUCCAAGCAGUUGAAAGAGAUAGGGACCGACGUGAUCUCUUUGAUAGCUUCUUGGAGGAACUCAAGACUAAGGAGCGUGCAAAAGCACAGGAGGAGCGGAGUCGAAACAUUCUGGACUACAGAAAAUUUUUGGAAUCUUGUGACUUUAUUAAGGCUAGUAGCCAGUGGCGUAAAGUACAAGACCGGUUAGAGGUUGAUGAAAGAUGUUCACGCCUUGAAAAAAUUGAUCGUUUGGAAAUCUUCCAGGAAUACCUACGUGACUUAGAGAAGGAAGAGGAGGAGCAGAGAAAAAUACAGAAGGAAGAAUUGAGAAAGGCAGAACGUAAAAACCGUGAUGAGUUCCGCAAGAUGAUGGAAGAACACAUUGCUGCAGGGAUUCUUACUCCUAAAAUUCAUUGGCGUGACUACUGCAUGAAGGUUAAAGAGUUACCUGCAUAUUUGGCUGUUGCUGCAAAUACCUCUGGUUCAACUCCAAAAGAUUUAUUUGAAGAUGUUGCUGAGGAGCUACAAAAACAAUAUCGUGAUGACAAAACUAGAAUAAAAGAUGCUGUGAAGCUGCGGAAGAUUGCAAUGUCAUUGUCAUGGACACUUGAUGACUUUAAAGCUGCCAUUUCAAAAGAUAUCGGUAAUCCUGCAAUACCAGACAUCAACUUAAAGUUAGUAUUUGAUGAGUUGCUUGAACGGGCGAGGGAGAAGGAGGAGAAAGAAGCUAAGAAGCGUAAACGUCUUGGAGAUGAUUUUUUCAAUCUCUUAUGUUCAUUUAAGGAAAUAUCUGCAUAUUCAAAUUGGGAAGACUGUAGACGCCUUUUUGAAGGAAGCCAAGAAUACAGUGCCGUUGAGGACGAGAGCCUCUGUAAGGAAAUAUUUGAGGAGUACAUUGAACAACUGAAAGAACAUGCAAAAGAAAAUGAAAAUAAGCGAAAGGAGGAAAAGGCAAGAAAAGGAAAAGAGAGAGAAGAAAGAGAAAGAAGGAAGGAGAGACACAGAAAAGGUGAAAGAGAAAAAGAGGAUCACUUCAAGAAAGAUGGAGUAGACAAUGAAAAUGUUGAUGUUUUGGAUACCCUUGAAUCAAAAGAGAAUAGGCGACUGGAGAAAGAACGUAGUAAGAAGCAAAGGAAGAGGCGAUAUAGUGACGAGGAAUAUUCGGAUGAAGAUGAAACAGGUUAUGAUCGAUCCAAGAAAUCCCAAUCGCAUAAAGACCGGAAGAAGUCUAGGCGGCAUGGAUCUGCUCACGAGUCAGAUGGUGAAAGCAGACAUAGAAGGCACAAGAAAGAUCAUCGAAAUGGUUCAUAUAAGAAUUUUGAUCAUGAGGAGCUUGAGGAUGGUGAAUGUGGCGACGAUGGGGCAAGUAGAUAGCAGACCCUCUUUAUUUGAAGAAAAAAGGUUGGGAACUAGAGCAGGAUGGUACACUUAAAACCAACUUAAAGAAGAAAAUUGCUUCUCUUCUUUUUUAUUGGCUCUUUCCCUGCCCUUGCUCACUACAAACUUGGUGGGAUGUCUACUUGGAGACGGCCUUUUUCCAUUUUUUUCCUCCUUUCUUUCUUUCUUUCUUCUAAGACUAAUUUGUAAAAGCUGAGGAGGAAUAGUUAAACCAGCUAAAGUGUUUGAACAAACUCUCAAAAGCUAUCAACAUUGGGGGUGAAGGAUUCAAAGAUUUGAAUAUCUGACCUCUUGGUUGAGGAUACCUUAAUUACUUGAGAUAGACAAAAAUCCUUGAUGAUACUGUUCUUGUUCUAAUGUUCACUCAUUUUGCAAUAAAUAUUAAAUCCUUCACUUCUUAAGGAGGAAGUUCUCUGGAAUUUGCAUUUUCAGUCCACCAGUAUCACUACCUUGGAUAACCUCUCUAGAUUUCCUUCAUUGACUGGAAAAAACGAAGUUUAAAGUCAAAUAUGAACUUUCCUUCCUCACAUGGUUACAAACUAUCAUUCAACAUUUAUUAAAGGUAGACAAAAAUCCUUGAUGCAUCGCUUGUUGCUAACGAGCUUGUGAACAAUUGAAAAAAAAGGUUAUCUUAUCAAACUUGAUCUUGAGAAAGCAUUUGAUAAAGUGGAUUGGACUUUCUCUUGACGACAUUUUUGAAACCAAAGGGUUUUGGUCCCCUAUGGAGGAAAUGAAUCAAGGUUGUGUAUUUCUCUCCUCACCUCAAAUUUGUAGGUGACACUCUACUAUAUUUAUCUCACGAAAUUAGAGCGAUCCAAUGUUUUAAAAAGCCCUCUCGGGCAUGCAUCUAGGCUCAAGGUGUAGGUUUGGUGCCACGCCUUGAAAAGGUGAGACUCAUAAAUUAAGGCGCACCUCAGGCGCACACCUUUUAUGAAGUCUUAAAGCCCUGGGCCUUGAGGCCUUUUCAUUACUUUUAAAAUAUUGUAAUAAUUGAGGUUUUUUCUUCUUUAUUAACUAAAAAAAAAAAAAAAUCAAAUUUACUAAGCUUAAAUGCAAAACUUCUUGUGUUUAGGGAUCUUAUUUUUCAUAUUUCCACUUCAACUAUACUCUCUCUUUUCUAUGUAUUACUUUUAUAUAUAGUGCCCCUCACAAAGAAAAGCCCGCACUUUCUUUUGGGCUUUGCACUUAUGCCCCAUAAGACUAUUGCGCUUUAUUGCGUCUUGAGCUUUAAAAAACAUUGGAGCGAUACAUAAUGCUUUUGAUGCAGUUCAAGCUUGAGGGAGCUUUGGGUCUAAACAUCAAACCUCAGAUUAGAAAUUGUUGGCAUUAAGACUGAGAUAAUACCUUCCAAUCCAUCGCUGCAGUUAGGGGGGUGGUCAAACACUUACCAAGUGUUCCUAAAGGCAACCCCGAAAACAUCUCUUUUUUGGGCUCUAAUUGUUGGAAAAAAAUUAAAAAAAAUUUAAAAAUUUCAAAAAUUUCAAAAAGAGAAGACAAAAAAAAAAAAAAAAAAAAAAAA